This is a messenger RNA of Stylonychia lemnae, 918 nucleotides long. Lineage: Eukaryota; Ciliophora; Spirotrichea; Sporadotrichida; Oxytrichidae. The record is from the annotation of a GenBank genome assembly.
AUGAAAGGUCAGAGUUCAACAACAGAGUUACUGUAGUAGGUGAGAUCGUUUCAACAACAGGCUUUGAUGCUGAGAAACAGUAAUAUUUUGCAGUUAGUAUAGCAUUCAUAAUUUAGAUAUGUGUUCUAUGAGAUAUUCAUCCCUGAAGGAUGGUCUUUCGAGGAUUAUAAUGAGUAUGAGACUGCUGGAUUACUUAGAGAGGAGACUACUGAGUUCAACAAAAGAAAUUCAAACACACAUAUAUCGAGAGCUAAUGUAGAGGCCUCUACUGACCCUGAUGACCCAGAGGGCACUUAGUAUGUCUCACACUUUUGCUUCCCUUUUGAUUAUCAAUUCUUGGCAAAAGAGGAUAAAAUGAGCAAAAGACCAUACCUAUUAUUCUAAGUUAACUCGGUUGAUGAUUGGAAUAGACACAGAAUAGAAGGCUAUGGAUUCUUAAGGUUACCAAUUGAGUCAGGGUUUCAUUAGAUAGAGAUAGACACUUGGAGGCCAAGAGGAUCUAUUAUGACCGAGAUCCACUCAUUCUUCUUAGGGGGUUCAGUCAGAGUAUUGAAACUGGAGGAGCUCAUCAGAACUCAGCACUUAGAUGAAAAUGGUCAUAUUGAUAUUGUAAACAGAUUUGGUUUGGAAACAGAAGAUGCAGGAAAAGUAAAAAUCAAUUUAAACGUUUGCUCUCAGAACAAGUCAUUCUUUAAAUAUCAACGCAAAGAGUUUAAUAUAAUGAAGAUUAAGGAGCAGUAGGAGACUAAAAAGCGUAUCAAUUAAUUCAAACUACAAAGGACAAAAGAUGUUAAUGAAAAGGCUAAGGAUGAUGAAGAAUUUAAUAUUAGAUAGAACUUAAAUGAGUUUGAUAUAAAGGAUAAUGGAUAAAUGCUUAGUGGCCCUAUUGGAAUGCUUAGCAGAUUUGAGCAAAGAUGA